Messenger RNA from Ilex paraguariensis (yerba mate), 3613 nucleotides. Lineage: Eukaryota; Viridiplantae; Streptophyta; Magnoliopsida; Aquifoliales; Aquifoliaceae. The record is from the annotation of a GenBank genome assembly.
AACUGAAUAGCUUUGAUAAACUAAACUUGUCCUUCUCAGUUAUUCACUUGUGUCUCUUGUUUCUUCUUGUUCCCCCCAACCCACAACCACAUUGAAAACAAUGGCUGUGGCAGAAAUUUUUCUAACUGCAUUUGUAAUUGUGCUGUUUGAGAGAUUGGUCUCUUACGAAUUGUUGAACUUUGCUCUCAGAGAAGGAAUUCAUACUCAGGUGAGGAAAUGUAGCCAACUGCUGAUCAAAAUUCAAGCAGUGCUUAGCGAUGCAGAGACUAAGCAAAUAAUAGACAAAGCUGUGAAAUUGUGGCCGGAGGAUCUGAGGGAUGUGGCUUAUGAUUUGGAUGAUUUACUCGACGAAAUCGCGACAGAAGCUUUGGCAGAUAGAUUGAAGUCAGAGCCUGAAGCUAGCACAAGUAGGGAAACAAACGUCAUCUCUACUUAUUAUAGUAAUUUUGCUAGAACUUUUGCGCUCAAAAUGAAGAUGGGACCUAAGAUUGAGGAGAUCACUGCUAGAUUACAAGUUAUUGCAGAAUUGAAAGAUGAUCUGGAUUUGAGAGUUAGUUGCGUUGCAUUAGCCGUGGGUUCUGUUCCUGUGAGCCAUCUAAAGGAGUUGUCAGAUGACGAUUUUUUGUCUCUAUUAGCUCAACAUACGAUGGGGACUAGAAAUUUUGAUGCCCAUCCAAGUUUGGAAAUAGUUGGCAUGGAUAUAGCGGGAAAGUGUCGAGGCUUACCUUUGGCAGCAAAGACAUUGGGAGGCCUCUUGCGCACUAAAAAUAGCUUAAAUGAGUGGGAAAAUGUACUUCACAGCAAAAUCUGGGAUCUACCGGAGCACAAGAGUGAUAUUCUUCCAGUUUUGAAGCGAAGCUAUCAUCGUCUCCCUUCUCAAUUGAAGCAAUUGUUUGCAUAUUGUGCUAUAUUUCCAAAAGACUAUGAGUUUGACAAGGAUGAGUUAAUUUUGUUAUGGAUGGCGGAAGGAUUUCUACAACAAUCAGAAGGAAUGAAACUUAUGGAAGAGAUUGGUGGCUACUGUUUUGAUGAGCUAUUAUCGAGGUCAUUUUUCCAACGUUCAAGUGGCACCGAACAAAAAUUUGUGAUGCAUGACCUUUUGAAUGAUCUAGCUCAAUCUGUUGCUGGUGAAAUAUGCCUUACGUUGGAUAAUAAUAUAGAGAGCAAUGUCCAUUUCAGAAUUUCUCAAAAAACUUGUCACUCGUCAUUCAUUCGCCACUACCAUGAAGUGUCCAAAAGAUUCAAGCAAUUUCAUGAACUUCAGUGUUUGCGGACUUUCUUACCACUUCCGGUUCAUAAACCAGAUCAUUACGAGUGUCAUUUCAGCAGUAGCAUUUUAUUCAACUUAUUGCCAAAGUUACAGUGCCUAAGAGUCUUAUCUUUGAGUGGAUACCAAGUCUCUGAGCUUCCUGACUCAAUCGGGGAUUUAAAACAUCUUCGGUACCUUGAUCUAUCUCGCACAAUGAUUCAAUGGUUGCUUGAAUCGGUGAGUACUCUGUACAAUUUACAGACAUUAUCAUUACGAGAUUGUCUUGCUCUUUGUAAGUUGCCAUCUAACAUUGGAAAUUUGGUUAACCUUGGCCAUCUUGACAAUGCUAAUACUGGACAACUGCAAGAGAUGCCCACUGGGAUUGGCAAAUUGACAAAUUUGCAAACAUUGCUAAAGAUUUUUGUGGGCAGAAGUAAUGGAUUAGGGCUGAGAGAUUUGAACAGCCUGUUGCAUGUGCGAGGGAUGCUUUCCAUUGUAGGGUUGGAAAAUGUUAAGGAUGCGCGGGAUGCAGAGGAAGCGAAUUUAAAUCAUAAGCAGAAUCUUGAUGAAUUAGAAUUGAAAUGGGGUAGAGACGUUGAACAUUCUCAAAAUGAAGGGCUACAAAUUGAUGUACUUGACAUGCUACAACCUCAUAGAAAAUUGAUUGGUCAGUUACCCCUGCUCAAAGAACUGCACAUAGAAGGCAUGGAUGCAACAAAAAGCGUGGGUACUGAAUUCUAUGGCGAUGGUAAUGCCUUGAAGAUUCCAUUUCCGUCACUCGAGAUUCUAAGGUUGGAGGAGAUGCCAGAAUGGGAGGAAUGGUCUAUUGAUACUGGUGCUGAGGUUGUAGGGAACCAUUUCCCUUGCCUUCGGGAGCUUACUAUGCGCAACUGUCCUAAAUUGGCAAGUGUUUCACUCUUAAGGCUCCCCUCUCUUAGGAAACUAGAGAUCGAAAAUUGUAGGGAGGUGGUACUAGAAAGUUUUUCUGAAUUAACCACACUAACUAGCUUGAAAAUUCAGAAGAUUUUGGGACUAACUCAUCGACAUAAAGAGUUUUUGCAGUUCUUGGUAUCACUCCAAGUUCUUGAAAUUGGUUCUUGUGCAACACUGGUGUCUUUGUGGGAGAAUGGGAUUACACCACGAGACCUUUUCCGUCUCCAACGCCUGUAUAUCUGGGGGUGUCCCCAACUUGUGUACUUGGUAGAAGAUGAUCAAAUGCUACCUUGUAAUCUUGAAUGUUUGGAAGUAUACACCUGUGAUCGACUGGAGAGGUUGCCUAAUGGCCUGAAAGACAAUAAAUCUCUUAAAGAGUUGAGAAUCAGACAUUGCCCGAAACUUGAGUCAUUUCCAGAUGCCAAUCUCCCUCCUAUGCUUCGAAGUCUUGAGAUAGGAGAAUGCAGUGCUCUAGUGUCUGUACCUAAUUGUAUCUCUCACCUUGAAGAGUUGGAGCUCUAUGACUGCGUGUCUCUAGCAUCCAUGCCGACGGACACUCUUCCAUCCACCCUUAGAAUACUUAGAAUUUCUAACUGCGGGAACUUAGAGUCAGUUACAGAUACGAUUGAACAGAACAAAGGCCAUUGGCCGAAUUUGGAGAGUUUAUCUGUAUCCACGCUCAAUUUUGAAUGUUAUUUGGCGUAUCAAAUUGGACAGUCAUUCCCAAGAAGCGGUUUUCUCACUCCUAACCUACGAAGACUUUCUAUCCGCAAGUGCGCAAAUCUCUUUUCCGUUGCAAACCAGAUUGAAAGCCUUACAUCCCUUGAAGAGUUGAGAAUAUCUGAUUGUCAAAGUCUCGAGUCCUUUCCUAAUGGGAAUUUGCCUCCCAACCUGAAAACAGUUUAUAUCAGCAACUGUGAAAACCUUAAGCCUCUAUCAGAGUGGGGCCUGCACAGACUCUAUUCUCUUCAACGCUUCGAGAUGAAUGGCGUAUAUCCAGAGCUACUUUCCUUCCCAGGGAAGUGUGUGUUUCCUGCUGCUCUUACAUUCCUUCGGAUUGGAAAAAUCACAAAUCUUAAUUCUCUCUCUAUGGGGCUUCAAAACCUUACAUCUCUCAAGCAUCUGGAAAUCUACAAUUGCCCCAAUCUUCGUUCCUUGCCUAACGAGAGGACACUUGCUACACUUUCAAGUCUGACCAUUAGGGACUGUCCGCUUAUUAAACAAUGGCGUUGAAGGAGAAAGGAGUAGAUUGCUAGCAUUCCCAGUGUUAUUAUUGAUGUUAUUGGAUCCAUGGGCAAAGCUGUGAACUUUUUGAGGAGGAUGCCAGAGACAAUCCCCAGUUUUUGUUCUCUCAGGUAAUGAUGCGUACCUCUUACUUUUUAUCUGCUUGGCUUUAUCUUCAAUCAUCUAAGGUUUAAGGUGUAAAAUGAG